Lathyrus oleraceus (garden pea) is the source of this 2915-nucleotide messenger RNA. RefSeq lists its product as uncharacterized. Lineage: Eukaryota; Viridiplantae; Streptophyta; Magnoliopsida; Fabales; Fabaceae. The record is from RefSeq and is a predicted model, not a curated record. The coding region runs from base 566 to 2662 and encodes 698 amino acids. The transcript is spliced from 6 exons.
GCCCGAAAGAAAGAAUCUUCCUUUGUUCGUUCGUUCGUUCCCAGAUGACUCAACAACCCCUUUCUCUCUUUCCACUCAAAUCACACUCAAACCUUUCUUCACUCUCGAUUUCGCGCUUUUGCUGAUUACUGUCAAUCUGGAGCUGAAACUUUCUUCAUGAUCAUGCAAAACCCCGCGCUCGAUCCGAAAGAUCAGAGAUAGGUUGAAAUUCCGCCUGUCAAAUAGUGUACCGGAAGUAGAGGAAGACCUAAAAAAACUAUAAGAGAAGCUAUUAACGAUUGGAUAGAAGUAUGGUACUAGAUAAAAAUAUUAUGACGAAAGUUGAUCCAUGUAGCCGACACCACUUAGUGUGAUAAGGCUUGAUUGUUGUUGUUUUGUAAUUCAAGUUUUGAUACCAAUUUACUGGAUAGUGGACACAUCACAUUCUAGGACUUUGUGAGAGUAAAAAAUAGGAAGAUAAUGAUGUCACCGUGUAGGUCCUUCGUCUAUACUUAUUUUCUCUAUGUAAAUUGAUAAUUGAGUGGAAGUUGUUUGAGAUUUGUCUGUUAGGAGGGUUACUUCCUCCAUGGAGGAUUCCAAUGCAAUGACUAUUGAAUUCCUGCGAGCGAGGUUGCUUUCUGAAAGGUCUAUCUCAAGGAGUGCUAGACAAAGAUUGGAUGAAUUGGAAAAAAAGGUCGUGGAAUUGGAGGAACAGCUUAGGACGGUGACUCUUCAACGGAAGAUGGCUGAGAAGGCCACUGCAGAUGUUCUUGCCAUUUUGGAGGAUCAAGGGAUAAGUGAUGCAUCGGUAGAGUCAGACUCAAGCUCAGACAUUGACAUUCCUUGUGAAUCUGGUAUUAGUAAUGAUUCUUCUAAAGAGGGUGAGAGAUAUACAGGCUCAAAAGGGAGACAACAUGGGUCAGAUGAAAUGUAUGGUUCUUGUAUGAAUUCUUCACCGGUAUUCAUUAGAAGUUUGUCUUGGAAAGGACGUCAUGAUUCUCCCCGAUCUCUUGAAAAAUACAAGAAUUCUAAUAUGAGAAGGCAAAACAGUUUUUCAUCUGCCAAUUCUUCUCCUAAGCAUCACCAUGGAAAGUCAUGUCGCAAGAUAAGACAUAGACUAAACAGGUCAGCGAUGGAGGAAUCCAAUGAUAAGUCUGUCAAUGAUGACUGCAACGAAAAUGCAUUUGUUUCCUCUUCUGAAGGAUAUCCAAAGAUUUCAAUUGCUGGGUCUAACAUCCCGAGAAUAGAGUCUAAAAUUCCUGAAGAGGAUGAAUCAGAGGUUAACCAAGUGAACAAAAAUCACCACGUAGAUGAAUAUGGAAGAGAGGAGGACAUGGAAAAGGCACUUGAACACCAAGCUCAACUUAUUGACCAGUUUGAAGCAAUGGAGAAGACUCAGAGAGAGUGGGAAGAUAAAUUUAGAGAGAAAAACAGCACAACACCGGAUUCAUAUGAUCCGGGGAAUCACUCGGAUAUGACUGAAGAUAAAGAGGAAAGCAAGGAUCAGAUUCCAUACUCUUCUAAAGUGGUCACACCAAAUGCUCAAGAGUAUAAAUCAGAGCCCGGAGGUGUCAAAUCAUCUGAAGUAUUCAAAUUUGAGGCCAGAGAUGUAAUGCCGAAAUCACAUGAUGACACAAGAGGUUACAACAACCAGAAUAACUCAACUCUCCGAACCUCCAGUUUAGUUGGUCAAGAAAAGUCACAUUCACCGCUUAGUGGAAACCGAAAUGAGAGCUCAAAAAAUCAUAAUCAUCAGUCUUCUGAGACAAACAAUCACGAUCCACGCGGCCAUGGUCACCCCGGUUCCAAGCCAUCUUUUCCGAAUGUUAUUCAGGGUGGUUUGCACCAAAAGGAUGAUGCUUCAAGAAACAAAAAUGAUCUCUAUGCAUUAGUUUUUCACAAACAAUCUCAUGAGUUCAAUGGGGUACUUGAAUCACUUAAGCAAGCUAGGACAUCCUUACAGCAUGAGCUUAAUAGGUUGCCACUGGUAGAGAGUAGUAAAGCCAUUAAACCAUCUACUUUUGUCGGUAAAAGUGAGGGUAGAUUUGAAAUCCCUGUUGGAUUUUCUGGUCUCUUCAGACUACCAACAGAUUUUUCUGAUGAAGCAUCUUCUAGAUUUGGUGUUCAUGAUUCAACUGCUGGAUUUGGUUCAAACCUUUAUCAUUAUAAUAGAGGCAUGUCUAGAACUUCUGAUGGUCAAUUUAUCACCAAUCCCUAUCACGGCGCAGCAAGGAGCUUAUCUGCAGUUGAUCAAUCUCAUGCGACCCGAUACUUGGAAAAUGGGCCGAUAUCUGAUUCUAAAAAGUCCCAUUUUGAUCCCUUUUCAAAUGGAGGAGGCCCACCUUAUUCUAGCCAACCCAUGUAUCAUCCCUCAUUUCCCAUCAAUCCGUCCUAUCACAUUACAUCGUCGAAUGGAGGAGGCCCGCCCAAUUCUAGCCAACCCAUGUAUCCCUCAUUUCCCAUCAAUCCGUCCUAUCACAUUACAUCCUCGAAUGGAGGAGGCCCGCCCAAUUCUAGCCAACCCAUGUAUCCCUCAUUUCCCAUCAAUCCGUCCUAUCAUAUUACAUCGCCAAAAUCGCCGCAGAUGCCAUUUGGUGGUGAACUUUCAAAACCUUAUUCAAGUAGAACAGUUGGGUUUCCCCAUGACGAUCCUUUCUCAUUUCAUGGUGACCAUUUAAGAUGAACCCUGUAUAUAAUUCCAUAGCUUGCUAGCAGCUUCGACCAUUCUGUUAGAGCGAUAAUGUUAUUGUCCUGUAUCAUGUAUGUACAAGGACCAUUUUGCAGGUGAUUCUAUGAAUUCCCUCUAGUUUUAUUGUGAUGAUAUUUAUUUUGUGACAAAAUAUCAUAAAAUCUUCUACUUGUACGGUCUGUUCAUAUUGCAUGCAGCACUCAAAUAAAUUAUCAAAUUGGUCCUUGUAUUAGCAAGGUUUCUCAAA